Racocetra persica is the source of this 263-nucleotide messenger RNA. Lineage: Eukaryota; Fungi; Glomeromycota; Glomeromycetes; Diversisporales; Gigasporaceae. The record is from the annotation of a GenBank genome assembly.
AGAAGCAAAAAUAUGGAAAAAAGGAAGUUGGAAAAAGAAUUGCAAAAAAAGUAAGAAAAAUAUUGAAGGGAUAUUUUCUAUCUGGUGAAGCAGACAAAAGUGAUCGCUAUACCGUGCAAAAUAUGUAUGAAGCUCUUCAGCAAAGAGUACUUGAGGGUGAAAUUGAGGCCGAAGCUAUUCCAAAAGUAUCUACUAUUCAAAGCUGGAUAGGCUAUUAUACUUGUCAACAUUGUGAACAUGCAGCUCAGACAGAUAUAAUUUGA